This is a messenger RNA of Pyrenophora tritici-repentis Pt-1C-BFP, 168 nucleotides long. Lineage: Eukaryota; Fungi; Ascomycota; Dothideomycetes; Pleosporales; Pleosporaceae. The record is from RefSeq and is a predicted model, not a curated record.
AUGCGCCAGGUCUUCGGUGCGGGCGUCUUGGUAGGCAUGACGCUGUCGCGGCCCGCUGGCAAAGGUGGAGUCGAGAAGGAAGGCGCCAGAUCGGCGAACGCGUUGCUUACGACGGGCGACGUCUUCCUCUUGCACGGAUUCCCUAGUCAGUGUGUGUACCGAUCCUAG